Messenger RNA from Lolium rigidum, 657 nucleotides. RefSeq lists its product as uncharacterized. Bases 1 to 657 code for a protein of 218 amino acids. Lineage: Eukaryota; Viridiplantae; Streptophyta; Magnoliopsida; Poales; Poaceae. The transcript has 2 exons. The record is from RefSeq and is a predicted model, not a curated record.
AUGGACUGGUACGCGUGGCUGUCCAAGGCGGGGCUGACCCCGGCGGCGACGUACGAGUACGGCCUGCUCUUCAGCGAGAACGAGCUGGAGCCGGCCGACGCGCCGGACUUCGACCACGACCUGCUCAAGAGCAUGGGCGUCGCCGUCGCCAAGCACCGCCUCGAGAUCCUCAAGCUCGCCAGGAAGGACGCCGCUGCCGCUGCCGCCUCCGCCAACUCGCUGUCCUCCUCCGUGACCGCACGGCUGGCGCGAAAGGCCGGCAAGUGCAUCGCCCGGUGCGCGCGCCGGCUCGCAGGCGGCGGGGGAAAGGCGUCGACGGCGUCGACGACCGUCGUGCCGAGGAUCUGCAGCGGCAGCGACGACGUCGUGGUCCGCGCUGGCGCCUUGCGCCAGCGGAAGAGGGGCGUGAAGAAGAUGGUGCUUAUGAUCACGGACAGCGGCGUUGCCACGGGAGCCGGUGGUGGUGUCCGGUUCUCGUCGGGGUCGUCGCAGAAGGCAAGCCUCAUGUUCCACGACUGCGCCUACGAGGAGGAUGAGGAGGAGGAAGACGCGAGCGGCGGCGAGGAGGAGCAGAGCUCCGACGGCGGCGCCGCCGCCGCCACCGGAAGAGGCGAGAUCAAGUGGGACUGCAUGUUCCAGGACCUCAAGCCGACGUGA